AUGGCUACUACUAGCUUCAAUAUAUGCCCGAGUAUUCGCACACGCUUCGACUCGCCCCCCAAUGAAACGAACGGCUUGCAUCGAGUGUCGCCAUCAUCCACCGACCGAUCGUCAUUAAAGUCUUGGCCCAAUCUGCCGAGUCUUUCGAGCAGUCAACACUUGCUCGAGAGUCAGUUAGAGUACGACAACAAUGAGGUGCAGACUAGGAAGCAAAGCAGGAACAAGACACGCACUAUCAACCACAUCACACUCGGCUUUAUCGCUUACUUUGCAGUGGCAGCAGGACCUUUUGGCGUUGAAGAUGCAGUGCGCGCUGCAGGAGCUUACCCAGUUCUGUUGGCAGUGGUAGUGCUACCAUUUACAUGGGGUUUGCCACAAGCUUUAAUGACUGCAGAGCUCAGCACAAUGAUUGACGAAAAUGGAGGCUACAUUCUGUGGGUGCGACGCGGACUGGGCCAAUACGCUGGCUGGGUGAAUGCCUUUAACUGCAUUGCUAGCAAUAUCUGCGACUUGCCAACGUACCCCGUGUUAUUCUGCAGCUACGUGGAAGCGUUUCUAGCGUCUGGUUAUGGCUACACACUGUCGGGUACAGAGCAAUGGAUGGUGAAAUGUGUGGCACUGUUGCUUGUAUUCGCUUCAAAUGCUGUCGGUAUGCGUGCAGUUGCAAUGACCUCAGUGCUCAUGUCAAUUUUUGUGCUUGCGCCCUUCAUCUUGGAGCCUCUGUCCGUCGAGACGUUUAACCUCGCGACAUGGGGUAGCGUUGCACCGAAAAUCGAGUGGUCGCUGUUCCUCUCCACGAUUUUGUGGAACUAUCAAGGUUGGGAUUCCCUUGGGUGCGUUGCUGGUGAAGUUAAGGACGGCGGCAGGACUUACCCGAUCGCCAUUAUGAUUGCGAUGAUUCUGAUUACCAUCAACUACGCCUUCCCAGUCGGUGUAGGGAUAAUGGUGCAGCCUGAUAUCUCGCAGUGGCAUGCAGGUUCUCUCGAGACCAUUGCUAUGACAACCGCACCAUGGCUUGGUGUUUGGGUUGGUGUAGCUGCGGUCGUUGCGACAUUAGGAGAGUUCAACGUUGUGAUGGCUUGCAGCUCGCGUGCGUUAUGGGCAACAGCAGACUACAAGAUGUUGCCCUCGUUUCUCGCCAUCGAGUGGGAGCGCUUCGGGACGCCGAUCGCUGCAGUCAUUUUCCAAACGUUGACUACAGGUGUGCUCAUGAACUUUUCAUUCGAGAUUCUGGUGGUGCUCGACACGUUUUUCAACAAUUUGACUCUGCUGCUAGAGUUCUUUGCGUUCUUACGCCUCAAAUACGUGGAAAAAGACGCAGAGCGUCCAUUUGUGGUACCAUUUGGUAACACCGGUGCGUGGGCCAUUACGCUGCCCAAGAUCAUGGUGCUUUCAGGCGUACUGAUUGCUCAGAAGCGUAGUGUGUGGAUGAUUUGCGGUCUAUUCAAUGUGGUCGUAUCUAGCACGUAUAUAGUUUGGCGUCGCUUCCAACCAGCACCUCAUACCACAUGUGUGUCUUCUAACACUACCGCUUACGGUUCAGGUCAGUUGUCUUAG
This is a messenger RNA of Peronospora farinosa, 1557 nucleotides long. Lineage: Eukaryota; Oomycota; Peronosporomycetes; Peronosporales; Peronosporaceae. The record is from the annotation of a GenBank genome assembly.